AUGGAUGUUAAUAAUGUGGAUUUUGCUAAUAUAAUCCGAGAAGAGGCGGUGCUGUUCCUCCUUGACCUCCCUAAAGGUGAAGAGGUCACCAUCCUGGCCCAGAAGAAGAAGGAUGUGUACCGGCGGAUCGUGGAGUCUGAUGUGGGCGACUCGUUCUACAUCCGGACCCACUUUGAGUAUGAGAAGGAGUCUCCGUACGGCCUGAGCUUCAACAAGGGAGAGGUGUUCAGAGUGGUGGACACCCUGUACAACGGCAAGCUGGGAUCCUGGCUGGCCAUCCGCAUCGGGAAGAACCACCAGGAAGUGGAGAGAGGCAUCAUACCUAACAAGAACAGAGCGGAGCAGCUGUCCAGCGUGCAGUACAGCCUCCCCAAGACAGCUGGGGGCGACAGGGCAGACUUCUGGAGGUUCAGGGGCCUGAGGAGCUCCAAGAGGAACCUGAGGAAGAGCAGAGAGGACCUGUCGGCCCAGCCCGUCCAGUCCAAGUUCCCCGCAUACGAGAGGGUGGUGCUUAGAGAAGCUGGUUUCCUGAGGCCUGUGGUGAUAUUUGGACCCAUCGCAGACGUGGCACGAGAGAAACUCUCCCGAGAGGAGCCCGAUCUGUUUGAGCUCGCAAAGAGUGAACCGAGAGACGCAGGGAAAGACCAGCGUAGUUCUGGAAUCAUCCGUCUCCACACCAUCAAACAGAUCAUCGACAGAGACAAACAUGCAGUGCUGGACAUCACCCCCAACGCAGUAGACCGUCUGAACUACGCCCAGUGGUACCCCAUCGUAGUGUUCUUGAACCCAGACAACAAGCAGGGGGUCAAGAACAUGAGAACCAGGCUCUGUUCCGAGUCCAGGAAGUCCGCCCGGAAACUCUACGAGAGAGCCCUGAAAUUAAGGAAGAACAACCACCAUCUCUUCACCACCACCAUCAACAUGAACAACAUGAACGAUGGCUGGUACGGAGCUCUGAAGGAGACUAUCCAGCAGCAACAGAACCAGUUGGUCUGGGUGUCAGAGGGCAAGGCGGACGGCGCGCCGGACGAUGACCUGGACAUCCACGAUGACCGUCUGUCAUACCUGUCAGCUCCGGGCAGUGAAUACUCCAUGUACAGCACGGACAGCCGCCACACCUCUGAUUACGAGGACACGGACACAGAGGGCGGGGCCUACACCGACCAGGAAUUAGACGAGACUCUCAAUGACGAGGUUGGGCUUCCCACAGAGCCAGCUAUCACCCGCUCCUCAGAGCCGGUCAGAGAGGACCCGCCCGUCAUCCAGGACCCCUCGUCUGGCGGUUACCCUGGAUACCAGCACAUUGCUGUGACUCCGCCCGACCCGGCCAACCGCAUCGACCCGUCCGGGUUCAAGCUGGCCGCCGCUCCUCAUCAGCAAGACGAUGCUGCUCUGGUUAGUCCUUCCUCUCUGCUGCCUGCUGCGGUGGCUGUGGCGCCCCCUGUUGUUGAGGCUGAGUCACAGCAACCUGCACUGCAGGUAGAGGGUAUGACCUCUGAACCCGAGGAGGAGGCUCCGGCUGCAGACUCACUCCUUAGCAGCCCCGCCCCUACUGAGCUAGCCCCGCCCCCAACACCACCAUCACUCGAACCCCAACCCCUGUCUGACCCGCAGCUCGGCCCUGGUCCUGAACCCAAGAUGUACAAGAAGGAUCUGUACAGUCUGGAGGAACCAGUGAGAGUGAACCACGGCGGCAUGAAGUCGUCUCUGAGCUACACCCACCAGCCCUACCAGGACAAACAGCCACACCACCAGUACGACCACCCGCCUUACGGCUACUGUAGCGACGGGGGGGGCUACGCCGAACCAAAGCAACCUCACCAGGGGAACUUUGACCCUCACACUCCUCACCUGCACUACGACAACCGUGUGCCUCAACACUACGGCGACGGCCAGUGGCCCCCCUACGACCAGCAGACCUCUUCUCCCCAGCCCCCGGGGUACCAGCCUGGCCCGGGCCACCAGCAGACCUCUUCUCCCCAGCCCCCGGGGUACCAGCCUGGCCCGGGCCACCAGCAGGGUUACACCCCGAGGAGGACCACCCCCUACGAGGACGGCCCAGUCAGGGACUACAGCCCCCCCCAGCCCUGCUACGAUGAGGCACCGGCGGGGAUGCAGGGCUACGACGGCAGGCCUCGUCACGGUAAAACCCCGGGGCCUAUGCGGUACGAUGAACCGCCUCCCUCGGCUGACCCUUACGACGCUCGCUCCCCUUACGAGUCCGAGCCCCCUCACUGCUACCCAGUAAGCUCUCCCCGCUCCCCAGACCCCCCCAAGCAGUAUUACGGAGACUCUGCUCCUGGCCUGAGACCCUCCUAUAACCCAGGACCUCCCAGCCGGGGCGGUGGCUACAACCGUGAACCUCUAAUGACCUCUGACCCACCCCUGCCCCCUCCCAAACCUGAACCCCUGGCCUCCCCAGGAGAGAUGGGAGUAAACGCGGGGUCCAAGCCUCCGAGGCAGGAGGAAAGGGACGACCCGGCCAUGAAGCCACAAUCGGUGCUCAACAGGGUCAAGAUGUUUGAGAAUAAAAGGUCGUUGUCUGUUGACCGGGCCAAGGAGACUGACGACUCUACCGUGACGAGGCCUGCAGACCUGCCCAGACCUGUGACUGCACCUGGGCCUGUCCCCAAAGCCAACUCCCUCAGCAACCUGGAGCAGGGGAAGGCUACUUACAGAGCCCCGGAGCCCCAGAAGCCCCCUGGGUCUAAACCCCUGUAUGACGUGGUCCACUCCUCCAACCACUACGAUGCUGACGAGGAUGAGGAGUACUACAGGAAACAGCUGUCCUACUUUGACCGACGCAGCUUCGACAGCAAGGCCAUGAACCCCAGCCCUGGCGUCAACCGCUUCCCACCACAGACCCAGCUGGCUUACCCUUACAACAGGGCGGAGUCUGUGGAGAAGGUGAGUCCGGUAGAGAAGAGGUACGAGCCCCUCCCCCAGAUCAGCCCUGUGUCUCAGUACGGACCACCCAGCCCUGCUGUACCACCCAACAGCCUGCCCAAACUCAUCACCAACGACGUGAACUCUCACCCCGACCAGCUCCUCAGCUCCUCUCCAAAACUUGACCUCUCUGGUCUCCGCCCCCCUGUCCUCCAGGACCCCCCUUCCCAGCCCUACCUGGCCCAGAGGUCCCCAGUGGGGGUCAACGGCACUGACGCACCCCCCAAAACCCCUGGAACCACCCCCACCCCACAAAGCUACAACCGAUACGUCCCUAAGCCGUACACCUCCUCGGCCCGACCCUUUGAGAGGAAGUUUGAAAGCCCCAAGUUCAACCACAACCUCCUCCCCAACGACAGUGGGAAGACAGACCUCCUGAUCAGUAGCAGCAACCCCAAACCCAGUGUGGUCAACAACAACAGCAGAACCAAGCCGCCGCUGUCUCCUCAGCCCCUGGACCACGACAGUGGACUGGAUACGUUCACACGCACCAUGGACAACAGGGGGCCCAAGUACCAGCAGCACAACAACUUAGUCAACAAUGCUGUGUCCAAGGCCAUACCUGUCAGCCCCAGUGCUCUGGAGGAUGACGAGGAGGAUGAAGGACACACGGUGGUGGCCACGGCCCGGGGGGUCUUCAACUGUAACGGCGGGGUGCUGAGCUCCAUCGAGACGGGAGUCAGCAUCAUCAUCCCUCAGGGAGCCAUCCCCGACAGCAUAGAACAGGAGAUCUAUUUCAAGGUCUGCCGGGACAACAGCAUCCUGCCCCCCCUGGACAAGGAGAAAGGAGAGACCCUGCUGAGCCCUCUGGUGAUGUGUGGGCCUCACGGUCUUAAGUUCCUGAAGCCGGUGGAGCUGCGUCUACCUCACUGUGCGUCUAUGACCCCCGAUGGUUGGUCUUUUGCUCUAAAAUCCUCCGACUCCUCGUCGGGUGACCCCAAGACAUGGCAGAACAAGUCUCUUCCAGGAGACCCCAACUACCUGGCAGGAGCCAACUGUGUGUCUGUGCUCAUUGACCACUUCUGAACAUAGAGGGAGACAGCUGGCCUGUUACUGAAUGUGUUAGAUCAGGGGGACAGCCACAGACUUAAACGUUACCCCACUCUCCUGCUGCUGUGACCCCUUUGCCCUGUUGUCUCCCUCCCAGGCAGCAGGAGGCAGCACUGCUGGACUUGAUGAAGUACGAACUUGAUUCUUGAAUAUAUUCUUAUGUUCUUGAACUUGAUUAUUGAACAUUAAGUUGUUUAUGGUGAACGACCCUGAAAAAGUAGGAGUCCCAGUGAAGUGGGAGGAGUCUCAACACAGCAUCCUAUCCCAGUGCUGUGCUCUCUUUUUCCCACCCACCCUUUUUUUCUUUUGGUGCUUUAACUAAAGGCUUGCAAAAAAUCUAAAACUGUUAAAAACGAAAAUAUAUAAUAAAAAUGGAACUGUUGUUGGAAUGCAUGACCAGUGCCACAGACUGACUGAAUAAUAAAUCUAAUUAAGAUUUUUUUCAAAAUUUUUAGCAAGUUGCAAGACAGAGGAACAUUACAAAAAAAUCAAGAUGAGGAUAAUUUUUUUAAUUAAUUGAAUAUUGCAAUGGAAAUUUUACAACUUACUGUAUGCACUCACAAACAGAAAAGUUGGUAUAUGCAAAAGCUUUUUUGUUUGUGAGGUCGAUUGUGGUCAUACGUUUUGCUCUUAAAGGAUAUCUGAGGACUUUGGAAAUGCAGCUGAGCCUGACUCAAGGGUUAUGAAGGAACCUUGAUACUGUAGGCAUAUCGUUUAUGAAGAUAAUAUUUCAAAACACAAUACCUUUUUGAAGGUAAUACUGAAGACUGAAGGUAAUGUAUUGGCAUUGGGAUGUCCCCGUUUGAUUGGUCUAUUGGCAUUAGGAUGUCCCCGUUUGAUUAGUCUAUUGGCAUUGGGAUGUCCCCGUUUGAUUGGUCUAUUGGCAUUGGGAUGUCCCCGUUUGAUUGGUCUAUUGGCAUUGGGAUGUCCCCGUUUGAUUGGUCUAUUGGCAUUGGGAUGUCCCCGUUUGAUUGGUCUAUUGGCAUUGGGAUGUCCCCGUUUGAUUGGUCUAUUGGCAUUGGGAUGUCCCCGUUUGAUUGGUCUAUUGGCAUUGGGA
Messenger RNA from Salvelinus namaycush (lake trout), 5053 nucleotides. RefSeq names its product tight junction protein ZO-1-like. The transcript is spliced from 19 exons. The coding region runs from base 1 to 3972 and encodes 1323 amino acids. The record is from RefSeq and is a predicted model, not a curated record. Gene Ontology annotation, molecular function: cell adhesion molecule binding. Gene Ontology annotation, cellular component: bicellular tight junction; plasma membrane. NCBI's taxonomy places the organism in Eukaryota, Metazoa, Chordata, Actinopteri, Salmoniformes, Salmonidae. Gene Ontology annotation, biological process: cell-cell adhesion; positive regulation of blood-brain barrier permeability; cell-cell junction organization.